UUUUACUGCAGUUGCGUUGUUUUUUCGUUUCUCUGUCCACCAUCUUCACUUGCCUUAUAUCGGCGCUCAACUCGCUGUCUUAUUUCAACUUUCAAUUAUUCCCAUAAGGCUGAUGACCUUUGGCCAACAACCUGUUUCCCCAGGCAUGUCUUCACAGUAUCUUCUCUCCAAAAGAGCACGCGUCUACACCCCUGAAGCCGAAGAUGGAGAUAUCGAACAAGGUCUGACAGAGGGGGAGAAUGGGGAUAAUGAUCUAACAGAUACGUUUGCCUAUUUUUCAUUCGUGCUGGUUGAUUGUCAACUCGCUUUCUUUUGUUUAGAUUCUACGAAUCUUGCUAUCAUAUCAAAUACGCCAUCGCGCAGAAUCUUCGCCACCUCGAUGACUAUUCUCGCACUUAUCUGGUCAAUUAUCCGCUGGAAACACAUCUACGGCGAUCAUGCAAGGUUUGUUAUAGAAAACUAUGCAGAACCGCAAGAAUGGUCCUUGCCAUACUUUAAGUGGAUUAGGAUUUGCUGGAGCAGGAGAACCGAUAUGCGGCUGCGUGGAGCAAUGAGAUACCUGGGUAUUGGAUGUAAUGGUGUAAUUCGAUUGGUGGCAAUGGCGUGGUUUUUUGUACUCUAGAUUUGGAGCAUUGAAAUAAACGCCUGAAAAUGGAUAGAAAGGCAGAUCACUGGAAGUAUCCUCGAAGUCGGAUAAGUUACUUGUAUGAACCGU
Molecule: messenger RNA, 715 nt
Organism: Cryptococcus deneoformans JEC21
Lineage: Eukaryota; Fungi; Basidiomycota; Tremellomycetes; Tremellales; Cryptococcaceae
Exons: 5
Coding region: 113-622 (169 amino acids)
Source: RefSeq, a predicted model, not a curated record